Messenger RNA from Leptinotarsa decemlineata (Colorado potato beetle), 1233 nucleotides. RefSeq names its product G2/mitotic-specific cyclin-B. Gene Ontology annotation, molecular function: cyclin-dependent protein serine/threonine kinase regulator activity. The record is from RefSeq and is a predicted model, not a curated record. Gene Ontology annotation, biological process: mitotic cell cycle phase transition. Lineage: Eukaryota; Metazoa; Arthropoda; Insecta; Coleoptera; Chrysomelidae.
AUGGACCAAAACAGAGUUGUCGCAGACAGGUUCACUACGAAGCCUGCUGCUGAGGCAUACUCCUGCAGGCAACUAGAUAUUGUUGAUCCCGAUGAAGAAUGUAAGUACGAUCCUUUUAUGGUGACGGAGUACAUUCAGGAUAUUUUCAAGUAUAUGAGGACCAUGGAGGAUAAGUAUCCUAUCAGAAAAGAUUUCCUCAAUGGUCGUGAGACAACCCCGAGGAUGCGGCAAAUGGUCAUCGAUUGGCUAGUAGGAGUGUGUUUGAAUUUUAAUAUGCGUAUUGAAACACUUCAUAUAUGUGUUAGCCUUAUUGAUAGGUACAUACAGGACAACGAGGCGGUACGAAAUAUAUCCCAGUUAGUUGGGAUAUCUGCAUUGUUUAUAGCUGCUAAAUACGAAGAGAUCUACUAUCCCUGCUUGUAUGAUUUGAAGUUUACAUGCAGCUACAUUUAUUCCGAUAGGAAAAUUCUACAGACCGAGAGAGACAUACUGCGUAAGCUCGAUUUCGGCCUGGGUCGCCCGGUAUCUAUUCAUUUUUUGAGGAGGUACGGUCAUAUUGCUAAGGUAAACACUAUUCACCAUGUGCUGGGUAAAUAUAUGUUGGAGCUGGCACUUAUGGAAUAUGAUAUGACCCACGUUAAACCUUCGCUUCAAGCUGCUGCAGCCUGUUGCCUGUCAAUAGGAAUUCUGAAUGGCAUUGGCGAUUUGUCGAGUCUUUGGAAUCCAACCCUCAUCUAUUAUACGGGUUACGAAUAUGCUGACUUCGAAGAAGUUGUAGUUUGUUUAGCAAAAAUUCUGAUGACAAGUGACACUUCCAGUUUUCAAACUAUCAGGAGGAAGUAUGCUGGGCCGGAAUGUCAACAAAUAAGUUUGAAUUCGUUGUUAAAGGGAUCUCUUGUGAGGAGGCUUGUCGUUGCCGAAGACAGGUUCACUAAAAAGUCUGAUGUCGAGUCAUACUACUGCGGGCAACUCGAUAUUGAUGAUCCCGAUGAAGACUGCAGAAAUGAUCCUUAUAUGGUGACCGCAUAUGUUCAGGAUAUUUUCAAAUAUAUGAGAACCUUGGAGGACAAGUAUCCUAACAGGAAAGGUUUCCUCGAUGGACGUGAAACAACUCCGAAGAUGCGAGAAAUACUCGUCGACUGGCUGGUGCAGAUGCCAUUGAAAUUCAAAAUGCGUAUUGAAACACUUUAUAUGUGUGUAAGCCUUAUUGACAGAUACUUACAGGAUAACAAG